This is a messenger RNA of Diorhabda sublineata, 2718 nucleotides long. Its product is annotated as multiple inositol polyphosphate phosphatase 1-like. The record is from RefSeq and is a predicted model, not a curated record. Bases 826 to 2487 code for a protein of 553 amino acids. Gene Ontology annotation, molecular function: acid phosphatase activity; inositol phosphate phosphatase activity. The transcript has 9 exons. NCBI's taxonomy places the organism in Eukaryota, Metazoa, Arthropoda, Insecta, Coleoptera, Chrysomelidae.
GAAUUUGUCAGCUAUAAACUUGAAUUUUAGAUAAAAUAAGAUAAAAAGCAGUUUUUUUCAUAAUAAAUUUCAUUUUUUUAUUUAAAACAGCAAAUAACAUUACGUAUAAUUAUGCUAGAAAAUAAAAAACGUUUUCUUAGUACAACAACAAUAAAUACCUAUAAAAAACUUUAUUUGAUAAAUAUGUUUGUAAAAAUGAGGUUAAUUACAUAUAAAAUUCAGUAACAUCCAGGUACAUUCUAAAUUAGAAACUAUCAACAAAACUUGUCCAUUUUUUUUGUUUAUUUAAGUUACUGCUUAUUAGUUUAAUUUAUAUUCUUAUUAAAUAUAAGUUUAAUUGCCACAUAUAAACGGCAUUUUUAAUAAAUUAAUUAUCAGUUAGAAAACUCGAAAAUAUACUAAAAAUGGAAUCGCCACUGUAACCACAUGCUCAGAACGUGAUAGCCACCUGCGACAAAGAUAUCUGAUUGGUCAAUCAGUAAUAAAAUAUGGAGUUUGAGAGCAUCAUUUCGUUUAAGCGCGAGAUGACUACGCCGCUAUUUUCUGUUAAAAAGUAUUAUUUUCGUAUUAUAUCGUGAUAUAUAAUAGUUUAGUGGCUUGUACUAAAGUUUUAACAUUGUUUUGUGUCAAAAUAGUUUAGUUUUAAGAUGUUUAAUUGUGUAAUGUAACGAAUGUGUCGGGAUGGUUUGUCUCCUGCCAGAUUAAGAGCUAGAAAUUUACUUUCGAAUAGGAAAUAGUGGAACCGUGCAUAAUAAAUAAUGAAACCGAUAUCUUAUGUGAUGAUGAGAGUAGAAGUGAAAUUUUGUAGCAUGCAUAUUAUAGAGUAUGAUUCAGUUGAAGAUAUUAACAUGUCUUCUGUUGCCGAUAGUAUUUGGACAAGAAAACUACAGUCCUCAAAAUAACUACAAUAACCCCCCGAAUAACUACAAUAACCCCCCAAAUAACUACAAUAACCCCCCGAAUAACUACAAUAACCCCCCGAAUAACUACAAUAACCCCCCAAAUAACUACAAUAACCCCCAAAACAAUUUCAACAAACCAUCUGAUAAUUAUAAUCCCGAAAUUAGCGGCAAUCAGAACACGAACAAUUUCAACAGAAACAGCUACAACAUACAACAAGCCGAUCAAGGAGAUUGUUGUGAAGAUUAUUGUUAUGUUGAAGAUCAUGAACCUUAUCUUAAUUUUGGUACGAAAACAGCCUACGAGAGUUUGAACCGAAGAACUAAUAGUGAUCAACACAUUAUACCAGAAUGUAAACCGGUGAAAUUCUGGAGCAUCAAUAGACACGGGACAACGUUACCGGACGCUGAUACAAUCAGGAUGAUGCGAAACAUCAACAGGCUUCACGAAGACAUUAUAAGAAAUCAUGAACAAAGAAGAACGUAUCCCGAUAAAGGCAGAUUAUGUCCAAGCGAUUACGAUUUAUUCAAACGUUGGAGAUUUAACGAAAGUAUCAGUGAAAGAAACGCCAAUACCUUGGCGAGACAAGGCGUGGAAGAUUUGCGCAUGUUGGCUAGAAGAUAUAAAGGAAAAUAUCCCGAACUAUUACAAAACUACGACGAAAGAUCUUAUACUUUCGAGUAUUCUCCGGAAAAUCACGACAGUUUCCAAGGUUACAUUGACGGGCUGUUUGAACAAGACGCGUAUAGAGUACAUGCAAAUAUUAUAAACGGCGAUAGAUUAACUAAACCUACUCAAAAUUGUCCCAAAUGGCAAGAAUUGGAAAAUAAUCAAUUCGCAAGUAUGUCGGAAGUUAUGAGAUUCAAGGAAACGCCAUAUUAUAAAAAAAUGGUAGUAGACGUUUUCCGAAGAUUGGGAUAUAGAUUUUCACCCAACGCUUCUGUUAUCGAAGAAAUAUACGAUUUAUGUAGAUAUGAGAAAGCCUGGAAUCCCCAGCCAAAAGCACCUUGGUGUAUAGCUUUCAAUAAAAAUCAACUCAAAUUGUUGGAGUACGCCGAAGAUUUAAAAUCUUACUACAAAUCAGGUUACGGAAACAGAAUGUCGGAAAGAAUAGGAUGCAGUCCUUUAAAGGAUUUAUAUGAAAAAUUCAAUCGGUUCGUUAAUGGUAAUUCAGAUGGAACUAAAGCCUCAUUCAUAUUCAGCGAUACGAAUACGUUCCAAUCAACUCUUGCAGCACUAGGAAUUGCUAAGGAUUAUAUGUCUUUAAAAGCUGACAACUACUAUGAACAAUCGAAGAGAAAUUGGAAAUCAUCAGUGAUCAGUCCUUUCGCGGCUAACUUAGUAGCAACAUUAUACGAAUGCAAUCGUGAUGAGAAAUAUAGAGUGAUGUUUUUCUUGAACGAAAAUCCUGUGGAAUUCCCCGAUUGUUCGGUUGGUCUGUGUAAUUGGUCGGUGGUUCAACGAAAGUAUCAAAGAAUCGUAGAAAAUUGCAACAUCGAGAAUUUCUGCGGCGGUAGAGGAGCGGCUGUUAAAAAUUACGUGUCACUGGUGGCGGUUCUGUUAACGAUUUUUGUUUUCAAGUUCUAAUCGGUGCUUUUAGGUAGAAUUUUAUUAAUAUAAAAGUUGAAAGUAUUCUUUCAGUAUAUAUUUGUUGUUUUAGAUUUUUUUUGUAGUACAAAAAUAGAACUUUUAAGUUUUAAGACAAAUAUUGAAACCAAAUGCCAUCUGUAAUUGUAUCUGUUUUUGUUGAAUACUGAUGUAGUUGUAUAUUUUUGAUUUUUACAAAUGACUUGAUAAUAAAUAUUUUUAGAAUUGGAA